AUGGCUUCGACCUCGUUCCGCGAAAGCAUGAAUUCUCUGGGCUGGUCCCGACGAGAUCCCGAUCUUCCAGCUCGAACGGACUCCUCGUCAACGACACCCAUUCUGUCCAGGUUGACCUCCCUGAACCCGUUUGGUAGAGGAGAGGGAUACCUGCGACUUCCCACCCAUGAAGCUCCUGGGGCACCGUUACCUGCUCCAUCAAGACGAGAGGAAGAGGAGAGUUUCUUUGCCUUGAGCCGUUGGGACCGCAUGCUCAUCUUCGCCGGAUGUAACCUUGGAGCAGCUGUUUGUUUUCUACUCUGCUUCGUUCUAUGGCCAGCCUUGACUCUGAAGCCACGGAAAUUCGCUAUCUUGUGGUCGGUGGGAUCUGUUCUGUUUUUGACGUCAUGGGCAGUCCUUAUGGGACCAUUAACUUAUACUCGACACCUUCUUUCCGGGCCGCGUCUCCCAUUCACUGCAGCCUACUUUGGAUCUAUUGCGCUGACAUUAUACUUUGCUGUUGGGCUCCAUCAGAGUCUUCUCACCUUGAUCGCUGCCAUCUUCCAACUUGUCGCCCUCCUCUGGUACUUGGUCAGCUAUUUCCCAAUGGGCAGCACCGGCCUGCAAUUCAUGGGCCGAUUUGGCGUGCAACGCGUCACUGCCUGGGUGAGUGGUUGA
Molecule: messenger RNA, 657 nt
Organism: Talaromyces proteolyticus
Lineage: Eukaryota; Fungi; Ascomycota; Eurotiomycetes; Eurotiales; Trichocomaceae
Product: Got1/Sft2-like family-domain-containing protein
Exons: 4
Coding region: 1-657 (218 amino acids)
Biological process (GO): vesicle-mediated transport
Cellular component (GO): membrane
Source: RefSeq, a predicted model, not a curated record